AUGAAUGAAACGCAGCCAGUCAUCAAGACUGCGGGUCCAGCCUGGGCUGCCGUUGAAGCUCUCAUGCGCGGCAAGCUGUCUCAGGCCGGUGUAAGCCCAGUGAUCUUCAGCUUUUCGGCGUUUCUCAGCUUGUUCAUUGCAUACUUUGUUAGCAUCGCCAUCUACCGAAUUUUCUUUCACCCCCUCCGCAAAUACCCAGGGCCACUGCUCGCCAAGUUAACCAGCUUGGUUUGGACAUAUCACUUCACAAAGGGAGACAUCAUCAGAUGGAACGACGAGCUGCACCAAAAAUACGGUGUGACAGUCCGUUCCGGGCCAAAUCGCCUCAGCUUCAUCACCCCGCGGGCCUGGAAGGACAUCUAUGGACACAAGCACGGGCAGUACAAGCCCAACGUGAAGAACCUGGAGCGGUUUGUCGGAAAGCUGACGAGCAAUGUCCAUCCAAUGGCUACGGAGCCAACCAUGGCCGGACAUGCGGCUCAGAAGAAGCAAUUCAACCACGCAUUCAGCGACCGGGCUUUGACUGAGCAGGAAGGCCUGAUAGGAAAGUACAUCGACCAGCUCAUACAGCUCGUAAAGAGGGAGAUCGCCAACGAACCUACCGGGAAGUCAGAGGUAGACGUUGCCAAGCUGUACAACUUCACCACUUUCGAUGUCAUGGGCGACCUGACUUUUGGGGAAGGCCUUGGUCAGCUCGAGACUGGCGUCGAGUCUUCGUGGGUACAGGCAGUAUUCGUCACAUUCAAGUUUAUGACUGUCAGGUCUGUCAUGAAGGCAUAUCCCCUGGGUGGAUUCUUGAACUCCGUCUUCGCGCCCAAAGGCGUCAUGGAGGAUUGCGCUAGACACAUCCAGAAUUCAAACGCCCUUGUGACCAAGCGGUUGGAAAAGGGCAACAACGGGCGGCCAGACAUCUUCGGUUUCAUCCUCAGGCAGCCGGGGGAGAAGAUGUCGCGUCCACUGAUGAAUGCAAACGCGGGAAUGUUCAUGAUGUCUGGCACUGAGACGACCGCUACUGCUCUGACCAGCAUGACUUGGUGCCUCCUAAACAAUCCUGAGAAAUUGAAGAAGGUGGUCCAGGAGAUCAGGGCUGUUCCCGAGGAAUCCGGCUUGACCAGCAGCGCCCUGAAGAAUAUGAAGUACAUGAACGCUGUCAUUGAGGAAGGCAUGAGAAUGUACCCGAGCGGCCAGGUUGGCUUGGGCAGCCAGCGUGAGAUUGCGCCCGGCGGCAAUUGGGUGUGCGGAGAGUGGUUGCCCGAGAAGACCCAGGUGACUGUCCCCAGUUGGACCGCCUUCAACCCGCCACUGCACUGGAAAGACCCUCUGAAGUUUGUUCCGGAGCGAUGGCUCCCCGAGGAGGUCGAGUACUCCGAGUACCACAAAUACGAUGACCACGCCGCUUGGCUGCCAUUUGGAACGGGUCCGAGGGCGUGUAUUGGACAGAAUGUGGCGCUGCACGAGAUGCGAAGUAUUUUGGCGAGGUUCUUGUACAACUUUGACUUGGAGUUGUCUCCCGAAACCAUGGAUUGGCACGAAAAGAAGGUCAAGGGCAUAUGGGCAAAGCCCUCUCUAAAGGUUCGUGCUACCCUCGCGAAGUAG
Messenger RNA from Diaporthe citri, 1596 nucleotides. RefSeq lists its product as uncharacterized. Gene Ontology annotation, molecular function: heme binding; oxidoreductase activity, acting on paired donors, with incorporation or reduction of molecular oxygen; iron ion binding. NCBI's taxonomy places the organism in Eukaryota, Fungi, Ascomycota, Sordariomycetes, Diaporthales, Diaporthaceae. The transcript is spliced from 4 exons. Bases 1 to 1596 code for a protein of 531 amino acids. The record is from RefSeq and is a predicted model, not a curated record.